CGAAAGAGAUAGAGAGGAGAGAGAGGGUGAACGAGAGAGACUAGAAUCGGUACUGGUAGUGAUCGGUGAGAGAGAAAAUAAGAGGGGGAGAGAUGAUGGCAAAGGCGGCGGCGAAGAAGAAGAGGGGCCGGCCGCGGAAGAAGCGGAAGGGCCGGCCCCCUUGCCCCGAUCCCCCACUUCCCGUCGUCCUCGGCCGCCCCCUUCCUCCUACCUCGCCGGUCCCCGAGCCCCCCCGCUGCACCCUCCGCCCCCGCCGGCGGCGCCGUCCCCUCCACGACUUCAUCGACGAUGACUUCGACGACGAAGAAGAGGAAGAGGAAGAAGAAGAAGAAGAAGGGAGGAGGAGGAGGAGGAGGAGGAAGCUCAAGCUCGUCCUCAAGCUCCCCAACGUUAUUCCUUCCAGAAGGGAUGAGCGGUCCUCCGACUCGCCGGCCCUUGCUUCUAGGUCUCGGAGGAUUCCCUCUUCCGGCUACAUGUCGUCAUCCUCGUUCUCCGCUUCGUCCUCCUCGUACGCGGAUGACGAUGAGGAGGCGGAGGAGACCGUCAAGCCCCCCAAGAAGAGAAGGACCGAGGGCUGUGACGAUGGCGUAGGCUCGGAUGGAUCCGGGGACCAGCAGAGGGGAAGCAAGAGAGUGAUUGGGAGAUGUUCGAAGGGCUCUGCUUCAGGGCUAUCAUCCAAUUCGUUUGCAGGAACCCCUUUACCGGAGAGGAAAAGACUGGAGGACAUUCUUGAUAAGCUUCAGAAGAAAGACACGUAUCGUGCGUUUGCGGAGCCGGUGGAUCCAGAACAGCUUCCAGACUACCAUGAUGUAAUUGAGCAUCCGAUGGACUUCGGCACUGUAAGGAAGAAGCUUGCGAGCAAUGCCUACCACUUCUUCGAGCAAUUUGAGGAUGAUAUCUUCUUAAUUUGCAGUAAUGCCAUGCAAUACAAUGCACCAGAUACCAUAUACUUUAGACAAGCACGCACCAUACAAGACAUGGCCGGACAAAAAUUUCAGAAACUAAGAGUUGAUGGUAAAUGUGCGGAAACUGCGGGGAAAUCUGAUGAGAAAAUUAAUUUCAGCCCCAUUGAAAAGAAGCCGCUAAUGAAGUCCCUGUCCAGAACUGCACAAGAGCCACUUGGUUCUGACAUCUCCUCUGCUGCCACCAUUGUGUCCACUGGGGAUGCUGGCACUGCACUGAGUACAGCACAAGCUAAUGGUGUUGAGGCUUCUGUCAUUCUUAAUGGGUUUGCAGAUGGUAAUUCUUCUCUGGGUGAGAGUAAAUCAGAGAAGGCUGAUGAACUUUCAGCAAAGAGCUCUCCUGCAAAGCUUGGGCAGAAGCUGCUAGUGGUUGAUGAAAAUCGGCGUGCAACUUACGACAAUAUAUCUGAGCAACAGCCCAUGGUUGAACCUGAGUUGGUAUUUGAUGUGAUUGAAAGCGACGCAAGGCAGCUGGUUGCUGUAGGACUCCACACGGAUUACUCAUAUUCAAGGAGCUUGGCUUGUUUUUGUGCUUCUCUUGGGCCCAUUGCCUGGGAAAUAGCAUCUAAGAGAAUUGAGAGAGCAUUACCUGCUGGGGUAAAAUUUGGCCCUGGAUGGGUUGGGGAAUUUGAACCGUUCCAAACUCCUGUUCUGUCUCUUAAAAAACACAACCAGCAGCAGCUAGGUUUGAAUUCAAACUUUCAAUUUAAGUUGGCAUCAAGAAAGGAUAAGGAGGCAAAAGAUGCAUCGCAAGGCACCCAGAAUUGUGAGUCUAAGGACAUCAAGCUGGGUCUUAAGAGUCAGGUGACCACUGGUGCGUCGGAUAAAGCACCUGAACUUGUAAAGGGGAGAGAGUGUCAUCAAAGUACUACAGAACUGAAGCAGGGUUUGUCCAGUGUUACUGCUGGAACCCAACCUAGUGUCACGAGUGCUACAGCACAGCAACAGAAGGAUAGGGCAACUGUUAAUUCUGCCAAGACUUAUGGUAAUGUUUCGGAGAAAGUCCGACUGUGCCAUUCAACCUCUGUGAGUAGCAUUCCUGUUGAAACAGCUUCACAAAGGCCAGAGAAUCAUUUUGAAGCUGUGACUACAAGGUCACCUGAGAUAAUUUUCUGGCACAAGAACCAGGGGCAACCGGGAAACCUAAAACAGCCGGAAGCAGUGGCAUUUCAAAGUAGAAAUGAAGUCUUGAGCAUGGAUUUCCAUGGAUUGGGUAAUGGGAAAGCAACAGGGAACUCUGAUAGGAAUAGACUGAGUACUUCUUUGGGAUUCAUCUCCAAGCAUCAGCCAGGAACUGCAGGCAACUUUCUUGCCAUUGGUAGUCAGGAGCAGAGAAUCAAUAAUAAUUCGAGGUUAGUGGGUUUGCCAGGCCAGGUAUCCAACCAGCUAAACAUUUCAAACUUCGGCAUCGAUGCUCCAAAACAAUUUUCUUCAGCGGAUGUUCCAUCGGGUAGAGAGAAUAUGAAUGCUGCUGCUCGAGCAUGGAUGUCCAUUGGAGCUUCAGCAGAGUUUAAAGCCCUUGGUGGUAGGGGUCUUCCCAACAACCAAGUAGGAUCUGCAUCCAUUCGUAAUUUUGCUUGGACAAGUCCCAACUUACCUUUAGGGAUUCAUGAAGAUUCUAAGACAAGACCUGUGCCUUACUUAUUCCGGCAACCCAACCAAGCUGCCCAUGAAGAAUCUAAGGUUCGUAACAAAGAAUUGGUUAUUUUUCCCCAAUUAGUUGGAACUGAUUUAUCAAGAUUUCAUGGCUGGUCUCCAUGGCAAGGUCUAGUUCCACAUACUGAGCAGAAGCAGAAUAAGGAUAUGUGUCCUCCAGAUUUAAACAUUGGUUUCCAGCUUCCUGGGUCCCCUGUUCAUCACUCCUCUGGCAUACUCAAGGACACCCAACAACCUGACUUAGCUUUGCAGCUGUAAAUUUUGGAUGUUGUGCUUGCUAUUGUGGUUUAUUUUAGUGCAGGCAGGUAUAGAGGAAAUAGCAGCAACUGGUAACGAAUUAGCGGUGGAAGGAGGUGUAGGUGGAUCUAGAAUUGGAUGAUAUUUGCUGAGUUGUGUCGAUUAGGAUGCUGCAGUGUAGCAAACUAAUGAUCACGAGGUGAGAGCUCAUCCUAGUUCGAGUCCGAUAAUGUGCAACUAGUUCAGUUCUGUAUCAACCAUUUUGGCAUCAAAUUUAUUGCACGGAAAAGUUACAAUGUUGGAAGGGGAUAUAGAAGGACAAUUCUUUAGACUGUAUUGGUGGAUGAGUUUAUUGGUGGGAGAAUUGGCAAGUCUAUCAAUGCACUCUUUGUGGAAGUGGCAUAUGGAGCAGAAAUGGGUAAAUUUACUAUAGCAGUGUUAAUUGUUCCAGAAACUAUUCUGUCGGUUGACAGGUAAAGCGCAUGCCUUGUGUCGACAGAAAGCUUUGUACAUCAGAUUAGGAGUACAAUCGUUGUUUAUGCUUGAGCUUUUCCAGUAACAGCAGAAGGUCGCUAUGUUCCCUAUGUAUCCAUAUUAUCAUGUAUUAUCCCCAGUAAAUUGUUGAACUGGAUAGAAGUAGCUGCUUAUUGAAUGAGCGGUCUGCAUCUUAAUACCACCUUGUUAAUUGUCUUUGUUCCUU
Molecule: messenger RNA, 3555 nt
Organism: Phoenix dactylifera (date palm)
Lineage: Eukaryota; Viridiplantae; Streptophyta; Magnoliopsida; Arecales; Arecaceae
Molecular function (GO): protein binding
Source: RefSeq, a predicted model, not a curated record